Molecule: messenger RNA, 1461 nt
Organism: Annulohypoxylon maeteangense
Lineage: Eukaryota; Fungi; Ascomycota; Sordariomycetes; Xylariales; Hypoxylaceae
Product: FAD-binding domain-containing protein
Exons: 5
Coding region: 1-1461 (486 amino acids)
Molecular function (GO): FAD binding
Source: RefSeq, a predicted model, not a curated record
AUGCCUACGAGCAUUCGCAAUGCGGUACUAACCGCACUCUCAGUGUUACCAGCGGUCCGAUCCGCUGCGCAUAUUCCUGUAAGGGGCGGUGAUACGGCAGCUCCUGUGUUACGUUCUCAGCAAGAUACUUGCAACCAACUCAAACAGGCCUUGACUGGCGCCAACGCUACCAUUUCGAAGACGAGAACUACUGCUUGUAUUGUCAGCCCCAAGAACACACAAGAGGUCUCUACGGUGGUAAAGAUCCUUUCUCAGACGCAGACAAAGUUCGCUAUCAGAAGCGGUGGCCACAAUUACAUACCAGGCUUCGCCAGUGUUAACGAAUCGGGAGUGUUGGUUUCUCUCUCGAAUUUGAACACCACCGUUUUAUCAACAGACAAGAAAAGCGCCAAAAUUGGCCCCGGAAAUAGAUGGCUGGCUGUCUACCAAGCUUUGGUACCCCAAGGGGUAACCGUCGUCGGAGGGCGUGUCGGCCCUGUCGGAGUUGGCGGAUUGAUGCUUGGGGGUGGACUAAGUUACUUCGCAACCCAACGGGGUCUUGCCCUCGACAAUGUCAAAUCGUAUGAGGUAGUCCUCGCCAAUGGCUCAAUCGUCACUGCAACCGCCACCAAUCAGUACUCGGACCUGUAUAAGGGACUACGAGGUGGCGGUUCCAACUUCGGUAUUGUCACCAACUACGAACUCUACACAUAUCCUGUUGGACAAUUUUCCGUCGAUGCUCGAGCGUACAGUACGAACCAGACCGAUGCUUUCCUACGCGCCGUGGCUGAAUAUCAGCAAGAGGGACAAUUGGAUCCCUUAUCAAGCAUCCAAUUACUUGCGACCGGCCCGACGAUUAUGCUUCUAUAUAACGAAGCGGUACAAUCGGCCAAGGCAUUUGAUGCCUUUUAUAACCUCGGAUCAUACACACCAAUCGCGGCAUUCAACGGCUCACUUCUAGAUAUCAUGGCUCUGACUGGAUCCCGAUUUUCGACCGGAAAUAUCAGCACUUACGGCGAGACAUUCACCCACAAAGUCGACGCCGACCUAAACAUCGACUUGUAUAACAUCUUCGUCGAAGAGAUUGCCAACCUCCCCACCGGUGCUUCAGGGGUCUGGGUACCAAACCCAAUUGCUGCCAGUGUAGCUACUGUUGGGAAACAGUACGGAGGAAACUUGCUUGGUCUGCAGGAGGUCCCGCAACAAUGGUACGAAUGGUUCAUUACAUGGACAGAUUCAACCCAAGAACAGACUAUCCGUGAUAUAUCCCAACGAAUCACUCAGCGAUGCACCGCUGCCACCGAAGCGAAAGACGCUGACUUGCCAUACCUAUUCACGAACACAGCUGGCAUAAAACAGAACGUGCUCAGUAGCUUCGGUGCGGAUAACGUCAACACCAUAAAAGCGAUAGCGGCGAAAUACGACCCGGGUCAGGUGUUCCAGAAACUACAGAACGACGGAUUCCUCAUCCGAAAGUUAUAA